ACUUAACCUUGGCAAUGAUCGGUCGUUAAUCCGGAAGACAUCUCUGAUAACUCGCUCUAAAUAUUCCCACCAUGGUUGAAAGUCGUAUCAAAUUAGUUCUUGAAAGGACACGGUUGAGACAAGUCGGGAAAACCAGCAAAAAAUGAUUUAAAACAAUGUUGCGUUUAGUUAUCCUAACUGUGUUUGCGGUGAGUGUUAAAAGUCAGAUAAUCCCGGAAAAUCCCUGUCCGGAAUUUUUCGCGUAUCGUCAAGAAAGGGGUGUGUAUUUCGGGGAGAUUAACAUCCCCUACGAUGGGAGCAAAAAUCUCAACUUGGCCGUGAAUAUCUCCAUGGUUGGGUUGUACCAAAAUUUGAAACUGAGACUUGAACUUGUAACACCAGCUGAUGAAAUCCUUUCAGCCCAAUAUCUCAAAUACAUAGUGAAUUUCCCAUUUCAAAAUAUCAUCCCAAGAAUCACCCAAAUCGCGUUUAACGGCCGGAUUUACUGUUAUGGACCAUCGGAACAAGUCUCCAUGAAAGGUGUGACCAACCUUUGGUCCAACAUCGUCUACCGAAUCAACCAAUACACGUACAGCAUCCAAACUGGGUUCAAACAACCCUCCAACCCCAUGAACCAGUACCAUGAACCCACCACCACCAUUGAAGACAGCUGUGGUGUUGCUAACGAUAUCCAGACUUUGGUACUAAAAGGUGAAAAAACAAUCGAGAAUGAGUAUCCAUGGCUGGUUGCGAUGUUUCACCGACAAGGAGUCUCCUACGAGUUUCAAUGCACGGCCAACUUGAUCACAGACCAGCAUGUACUUACAGCUGGGCACUGCGUGUGGUACUACAAGGCCCCCUUGAUCGACAAAGCCGACAUCCUCCUCGUGCUCGGCCGUUCCGACAUCUCCCAUUGGGCGUCGACCGGCGCUCUCCUUCGCACCGCCUCCCAAGUCACGCCCCACCCCAACUACAAGCAAUCCUCGGGCCAUUGUGACCUCGCCAUUAUCAAAAUGAACGAAAAAGUGAUUUUUAAACCAACUAUUCGCCCCAUUUGUCUCUGGACGGGCGACACCGACCUUAAACAAUUCGCUGGAGUUAGAGGCGUGGUCGCUGGGUGGGGUAAAAGUGCCGAGGGGCGGAACGUCGUAGCCGUCCCACGAAAAGUAGCAAUGCCGGUCGUGUCACAAGAAACUUGUCUACGAUCGCAUGCAAAUUUUCGUAAUUUAACAUCAGAAACGACGUUCUGUGCGGGAAAUAGGGAUGGGAGUGGGCCGUGCAAUGGAGAUAGUGGGGCGGGGUUUAUAGUGAAAAGGGAGGGGCGGUGGUUUUUGAGAGGCGUGGUCUCGACGGCGAUUAAAAAGGAGGAUUUUUCGUGCGAUUUGAAUGAGUUUGUGGUGUUUUCGGAUGUGGGGAAGUUGAGGGAGUGGAUUAAGGAGGUGAUAGGGGAGGGACUAACGUGAUA
Molecule: messenger RNA, 1444 nt
Organism: Tribolium madens (black flour beetle)
Lineage: Eukaryota; Metazoa; Arthropoda; Insecta; Coleoptera; Tenebrionidae
Product: serine protease gd-like
Exons: 4
Coding region: 156-1442 (428 amino acids)
Biological process (GO): proteolysis
Molecular function (GO): serine-type endopeptidase activity
Source: RefSeq, a predicted model, not a curated record